Messenger RNA from Rhinichthys klamathensis goyatoka, 1837 nucleotides. RefSeq names its product EH-domain containing 4 (gene ehd4). The transcript has 6 exons. NCBI's taxonomy places the organism in Eukaryota, Metazoa, Chordata, Actinopteri, Cypriniformes, Leuciscidae. Gene Ontology annotation, molecular function: GTP binding; protein binding; calcium ion binding. The record is from RefSeq and is a predicted model, not a curated record. Gene Ontology annotation, biological process: endosomal transport; endocytosis. Gene Ontology annotation, cellular component: cytoplasm; plasma membrane. Bases 162 to 1802 code for a protein of 546 amino acids.
ACAAAGUCACAGCUGGACACUACGCGCUGAGGCCAGUAGACGGGCUAGUGUUACUCCUAAAACACAUAAACGCAAAAACUGGAACCGUUUUAAAUUCCUCCAGUAUAAAAAAGGGAACUAAGCUUGCACGUAUAAAAGAGAGCUCUAAGAGGAACGGCAACAUGUUCUCUUGGGUAAAUAAGGAGCAGGGUGGAAGGAACAAGGAGGGCGACAUGUUUCAAACCGUGACUGAAGGACUUUUGAGUCUUUAUGCUAAGAAACUGCUGCCUUUGGAGGAGACCUACCUCUUCCAUGACUUCCACUCACCGGCGCUGGAGCAGGCAGACUUCCAGAGCAAGCCCAUGGUCCUCCUGGUGGGACAGUAUUCCACAGGGAAGACCACUUUUAUAAGGUAUCUUCUGGAGCAGGAUUUUCCAGGGAUGCGAAUUGGCCCUGAACCAACGACAGAUGGAUUCAUAGCUGUGAUGUACAAUGAGAAUGAGGGGGUUGUUCCGGGAAAUGCCUUGGUUGUGGACCCCAAGAAACCUUUCCGCAAGCUCAAUGCAUUCGGAAACGCCUUCUUAAACAGGUUCAUCUGCUCUCAAAUGCCCAACCAAGUUCUGCAGAGCAUUAGCAUCAUUGACACACCGGGGAUCUUGUCUGGCGAGAAGCAGCGCAUAAGCAGAGGCUAUGAUUUCUCUGAGGUUCUGCGUUGGUUUGGAGAGCGAGUGGACCGUAUCAUUCUUCUCUUUGACGCCCAUAAACUGGACAUAUCUGAUGAGUUUUCUGAAGCGAUCAAAGCUUUCCGUGGGCAGGAUGACAAAAUCCGCGUGGUAUUGAACAAGGCCGACCAAGUGGACACUCAGCAGCUGAUGCGUGUUUAUGGUGCACUGAUGUGGUCGCUGGGGAAGGUGAUCAAUACUCCAGAGGUGGUGAGGGUCUAUCUCGGCUCUUUUUGGGCCAAACCUCUUCAAAAUGCAGAAAAUCGCCGUCUGUUUGAAGCUGAAACACAAGAUCUCUUCAGAGACAUCCAGGGUUUGCCUCGCAACGCUGCCCUGCGUAAGCUGAAUGACCUCAUCAAAAGAGCUCGUCUUGCUAAGGUGCAUGCUUAUAUCAUCAGCUACUUAAAGAAAGAAAUGCCCUCCUUGUUUGGGAAAGAGAAGAAAAAGGAGGAGCUGAUUGCCCACCUGCCUGAGAUCUAUCAGAUACUGCAGAGGGAGCACCACAUCUCACCUGGAGAUUUCCCUAAUGUCAUUAAAAUGCAGGAGCAACUGCAACACUACGACUUCAGCAAGUUCCCCUCUUUGAAAUUGAAGUUGAUUGAAUCUGUGGACAGAAUGUUGUCCACCAAGAUCUCAAGCCUGAUGAACAUGAUCCGAGAGGAAGAAAGCAAACAGCCGUCUCAGAUGGUUAUGGGUGGAGCCUUUGAAGACUCUACCGACGGGCCUUUUGGCCAUGGCUACGGUGAGGGUAUCAGUGCAGGGGCUGAUACGGAGGACUGGAUCGUAAGUCGUGACAAACAUCGCUACGAUGAAAUCUUCUACACAUUGAUGCCUGUCAAUGGGAAGGUAACUGGCAUCAAUGCCAAGAAGGAGAUGAUGAGUUCUCGCCUGCCCAACACCGUACUGGGAAAGAUCUGGAAGCUGGCAGACUGUGAUAAGGACGGGAUGCUGGAUGAUGAAGAAUUUGCUCUCGCUCAGCACCUUAUUAGGGUCAAACUUGAGGGAUUUGAGCUCCCUGCAGAGCUACCAAAUCACCUAGUGCCUCCGUCUCACAGGAAGGACCCCACCGCAGACAUCUUGUACAACCACCAGGAGGAUUGAGCACCUUCAUGUAUUCUCAUCAGCCAGCUGCGUGC